Molecule: messenger RNA, 1507 nt
Organism: Musca domestica (house fly)
Lineage: Eukaryota; Metazoa; Arthropoda; Insecta; Diptera; Muscidae
Exons: 2
Coding region: 31-885 (284 amino acids)
Molecular function (GO): nucleic acid binding; zinc ion binding
Source: RefSeq, a predicted model, not a curated record
ACAUCUGGUUGUUUAAAGGAUUACAUUGUAAUGAUACCAGACUUCGAUCCAAUUAAAGGAAAUGUUACAGCAGUCCAAUUCAUUGACAAGGUUGAAACGUUGCAAAGGCUUCAUGGAUGGUCAGAUGAAACAACUUUGUUUGCAGUUCAUCAUAAAAUGAGUGGUGUUGCUAAAAUGUGGAUAGAUGCUUUACCAGCGGUUGAAACAUGGAAAGAGUUCAGACAACAAUUUUUAAAGGAUUUCCCAAGUCGAGUAAGUGUUGCUGACAUUCAUCGUGAACUUAUAGCUAGGAAACGAAACUCGAAUGAGUCUUUGGUGGAAUAUUAUUACGCAAUGUUGGCCAUAGGGAAAAGGGGAAGCGUAGAUGAUUCAUCAAUACUGUCGUACAUCAUAAAUGGUCUCAAUGAUAGCAGCUUAACAAGAACACUUUUAGCUAUGAACCCGCAGACAUGUAGUGAAUUAUUAAGGUCGUUGGAGAAUUUGACCAUACAAACGUAUGCAAGGAAGCAAACAAUGAAUGACGAGGAUGACAAAACCGCAAGUGUCUCAGGUGGAGCGCUACCCAAGGGAGUAAAAUGUUUCAAUUGUAAUAGGUUUGGGCACAUCUCAACUAGUUGCCCACAACCAUUGAAGGAGCCGAAGUGUAGUAAAUGUGCAAAGAUUGGUCACGAUGCAUCGCAAUGCAAAGGUAAAGGUACAACUGUGGCAGCAAUGACAGAAGAGUCUAAGGAUUACUGCCCACCGGUUAUGAAAGAUGUUACGGUCAAUGUUCCAGAGGGUUGCGAUAUGGAAGUAACGUCAAAAAGAAUGAAAGGUUUGGUGGAUCUAUUGUUGAAGUGGUGGAAAUGUUUGGGGCUAACGUUGUCAUCGACGAGGAGAGUUUAAUGACUACCAUUUAUGUAGUGCCGAAUGACUUGAUGCGGUAUGACGUUCUCUUAGGAAGAGAUGUAUUGUGUAAGAAGCAAACAAAACUUACAAUUGAGCAUGGUGUCUUGAAAGUAAAGUCAACAAUGCCAAGUACAUUUAAUGUCGGAGAAAGUCUGGAUGAGCAUCAAAAGGAAAAAUUAGACCAAAUACUGUCGUCAUUCAAGGACUGUUUUGCUGAAACCCUUGAAGACCUUGGAAGGUGUAAAAAUACACAAAUGGAAAUAAGUUUAUCUACGGACAAGCCUGUAGUUGGUAAAAGAUACCAAGUUCCAUUUUCUCAAAGACAAAUUCUGUCAGACAUAAUUGACAAGUUGCUUCGAUGUUGUAUUAUUCGCCCAAGUGAUUCGCCCUAUGCAGCAUCAGUAUUGCUGGUCAAAAAGGCGAACGGUGAAAGUCGUAUGUGUACGGAUUAUCGAGCAUUAAAUGAAGUCACCAUCAAAAAGCAGUACUCGAUGCCAGUGGUUGAAGAACAACUUUCGUUGUUAUCUGGAAAUAAGUAUUUUACAACGUUAGACAUGACAUCAGGAUAUUACCAGAUACACGUCAAGGAAGAAUCCAAGAUAUUCACGGCGUUUAUAAC